ACAGCAAAGCAGCGUCAGCACGGAAAGAGACUUCCUCAGUGACUUGUCGGUGUGGUAAUUCAUUGUGAUUUGUUCCUGGGGCCCAGAAGCACAAGGUGCCUUUUCUCAGGGAGAUUAGCUACGGAGCACUCUUCAUGUUUUUUUCUCCUGUGUUAUCAGAAGAGUUUUCUAGUGUUUCUGAAGUUUAAAAGCAAGACUUGGAAGUGCCUCAUCUAGUGAAGCUGGACUCGGGAUAUCCUGCGCAGUAAUGUGCCCAAGCUGUGUUUUGUUGGAAGGAUUACAAACUGGACUUGAUUUGAAAGGCAACAUGCAGGACAGGGAAUAAUCAGACUUAAUAGGUUUAAACUGACAAAGGCCCUUUGUUGAGUGAAUCGAGAAAUGUAGUUGGAUGAAUUGGUCUAAGUACAGAGAAAAGACUUUGGUUUUGAUGCCUCGUAGUGAGUGUGCAGCACUGCCUCAAUAUGGUUUAAAUAUUUUGCCACGUCCAACAUAUGAAAAGUAAGGAUUUUUUAAAAAAUUGACAAACAUUAUUAUUAAAUUGAAGACAUAGUAUUGAGCCUCACUCUGAUGAUGGAUGAUAACUUUGCUUGACAGUUUUCUGAACCUGAAUCUGAAAAUGGACACCACCAGUACCUUGGCAGAUAGCACUGAUGCUAUGGGAGCUCAGAAUGUUGAGGCAAAAUUUACGGGAAAUCCUCAGUCGAUAUUUAAGAAAUUUUCAACAAUGUUUGCUCGAGGUGGAGCGGACAAAGCGGAAGACUCGGCACAGACGGGGACAACAGCUGUGCUUAUGUCAUUCCGUACUCUGCCUGAGAGCUUGAACGGUGACAGUCAAGAUGGUAAUUUAAACAAAAAUCUGGAUCCCAGAGUGAACAGCCAUUCCGAGAUGCAACCGGAAACUCCACUGACACCUGCAUUUCAUGUGGAUGAUUCAGGCGAAUCAGAUCUUGUUCGUGUGACGUUGGUUCAGACCACUAGUGAUACAGAAUCUGAUGAGGACGAAAACAGUGACUUAAUAAUGCCAAGCAAUGUACCCACUGAUUCACACAGUACCUCCUAUGAGAAUACGGAUAGGAAUGGAGCAAACAUGUUUGCAGGAACACAUCUAAAUCAUAAUGAUGCUGAUACAUUUGUGACUUCUGUAGAUAUUGCACUUCCAGUCUCAGAAAUGGAGCUUAAAAUCAGUCUGAAGAAAGCAGAUGAUGCCAUUCCAGUCGGUGAAGAGGAAACAAGUUCACCUGGAGUGGAUGGCAGGGAGGGUAAAUUGGUGAAGGAUCCUUUUGUGGUGAACACAGCAUUUAGUGUUCCUGCUAACAUAGCCAAUGUGCCUCUCACCACUAGUGUUACACAUUCUGAUGCAGAACUAGGAGAUACUGAAGGCCUGUCUGAAAAUGGCACUGGUGACAUAUGGUUGGAAAGUGACAGCAACACAGAAGAUGAUGGAAAGAGCAAACUCCAUGAGCUAAUGGGUGAGGUACUUGCUAAACAGUUACAUGGUGAUGAAAAUGAAGACAUUCCAUUUAUUGAUGAUUUGGUUCAACAUUCUGACUCUUUUGCGAUGGCUGAUGUGGAGAACUUAAGCAGUGUUACAACAAAGAAAGAAGAGGAUUUUCAUAGGUUCUCCCCUUUAACAAAAUCAGAUGUUGCUUGGGAUAAUGAAGAUGGCCUUACUAAUGGCAAAAUUUCAGAAGAGAAAACAGAAUUUCAAAAUACCCUACAGGAUGUACAGCCUAUUGGCAGCGAUCAGAGUUUAGCUUUAAGUCCCACAACACCAGAUACUCCAGUAAAGUUCCCACACAGAAGCAUCAGUCCACAACUUGGCACUCCUGAAGACAAAGGUUUCCAGCUGCCAGCCCUGUUCAGUGGUCUGCGGGUAUUGAAAAAGGGGGCCACUGGUGAAGACAGAGAAACCAUUGCUGAAAUCAAAUCUAGAGACAGUGACUUGGCUCUUCUGAGCCUAAAAAAGACAGUCAACAAAGUCCGGACUACACCUGAAGGUCUGCUACAGAAACAGGAGCAGAGAAGCAACCGCGAGCCUAAAAACAUCUUUCUGGGACACCUAAGCCAGUUGUUUAACUUAGAAAAAAAGGAUGUUCCAGACGAAGAAAAUGGACAGACAUAUAACAAAAUGGAGAAUGAUGAGGCAAAUGUGGACACAGUUUCUCCUGUGGAAGAGAGCACUCCGCAAAGUAUGGAGACAGCUUUUGAUGCAUUCAAAUCAUUUUUUACACCAAAGCCUCAUAAACGGAAUAAAACGGAUGGAUUAGACUUGGAUGCUGUGAAGAAGAAACUUAAAAAUGACAAGGAUGCACUGAAAGCCAUAUUUGAGAAGUCCAAAUCAAGAAACCCAUCCAUUGAAAGAGGAUCUGAUGAUAAAUCGUCUGAAGCCACCUCAGACAAUGAAGACAGAACACCUGGCAAACUUCAAGCAGUGUGGCCUCCUCCAAAGCCAAAGGAUGAAGAGGAGAAAAUUGGUCUGAAGUAUACUGAAGCAGAACAUCAAGCUGCACUCCUACAGUUAAAGAGAGAAUGUAAAGAAGAGGUUGAACAAUUACAUAAAGAAUUUGAGCUGAAGAUCUUUGAAGUAAGAGGGGAACAUGGGGAAAAUAUUGCAAAGCUUGACGAGGAAAUCCAGAGGCUUAAACAGGAACUUGACAACAGUGUGUACAGGGCAAGAGGAGAAGUAAAAGAUACCUGUGUGUCCACUGAAGAUGACAUGCCUCCAAAAACAUUUCGUAAUGUAUGUAUUCAGACUGACAGGGAAACCUUCCUCAAGACACCAGAAGAUGAAAACAAGGUUGUCCACACCAGUCAAACUGUCCCUAAAAAACUGAAGCCAGAGUCACUAAAUCUUGGAUUGAAAACAGAACAAGAACAAGUACCACCUGACCCAUCCAACCACUUAAAACAAACUAGCCUGUUACUUCCACCUCCUGCUCCACCUCCACCACCUCCACUCGCUCCCUUCCAUUCUGGUUUGGCUCCUCCUCCUCCCCCCCCUCCUCCUCCACUUCCAGGUGCUCCGCCUCCUCCACCACCAGCACCUCCUCUUCCAGGAGGAGCACCUCCUCCCCCUCCUCCUCCAUUGCCUGGAUUUGAAGCACCUCCUCCUCCACCUCUACCAGGAAUAGGUCCACCCCCUCCUCCUCCCAUGUCUGGCUUUGCGGGAUUUGGUUUUGGCUUAAUGUCAGAAAAGGCACCUCGGAAACCUGCUGUAGAGCCUUCAUGUCCAAUGAAACCCUUGUACUGGACCAGAAUUCAAGUCAAAGACAACAGUGAAAGUUCAGUAUGGGGGUCUCUAGAAGAGCCUAGAAUUCAAGACACCAAAGAGUUUGAGGAUCUGUUCUCUAAAGCUGCUGUGCAACAAAAGAAGAAGCCCCUGUCUGAAUCAUAUGAAAAGAAGGCAAAAGCUAAAAAGAUUGUUAAACUACUGGAUGGCAAGCGAUCACAGACGGUAGGAAUUCUAAUAUCAAGUCUACACCUUGAAAUGAAAGACAUUCAACAAGCUGUGCUGAAUGUAGACAACUCGUUUGUGGAUUUGGAAACCAUUGAGGCUUUGUAUGAAAAUAGAGCACAGAGCGAUGAAUUGGAAAAAAUAAGAAAGUUUUAUGAAACGUCAAAGGAGGAGGAACUGAAGCUGGUUGACAAGCCUGAACAGUUCUUGUAUGAGCUUUCUCAAAUUCCUGACUUCGCUCAUCGAGCUCACUGCAUUAUCUUCCAGUCAGCAUUCAUGGAAGGACUGUCUGCUGUUCGUCGCAAAGUGGAGAAUGUUGAACGUGUUUGCAAGGGUUUGCUAGAGUCAUGUGUAAAGGAUAUUCUUGGUCUAAUCCUUGCUUUUGGCAAUUACAUGAAUGGUGGAAAUCGCACACGAGGUCAAGCUGAUGGCUUUGGGCUUGAAAUAUUACCAAAGCUGAAGGAUGUCAAGAGCAGGGAAAAUCGAAUAAGUUUGGUUGAUUAUGUGGUUGCAUAUUACCUACGACACAUGGAUGAGAAUGCAGGAACUGAACUGAGCACCUUUCCUUUACCAGAGCCACAGGACUUGUUUUUGGCUGGACAAGUCAAGUUUGAAGAUCUUACUAAAGAUCUUAAGAAGCUGAGUAGGGAUCUUGAUGCCUGUGAAAAGGAAGUCAAACUAGUGUGCCAAAACUCCUCAAAUGAACAUCUUCAGCCUUUCAAGGAAAAAAUGGAGAACUUUAUUCUUAGUGCAAGAAGAGAACGUCAUGCAGAAGAUGAGCAUUUGAAAAGCUCUCAGAAAAGCUUUGACAACCUGGUCGUUUAUUUCAGUCUGAAGCCCAAGUCUGGAGAGAAGGACAUCACUCCCAACUAUGUUUUCAUGCUGUGGUAUGAGUUCUGCAGUGACUUCAAGACCAUUUGGAAACAAGAAAGUAAAGUCAUAUUCAAAGAGAGAAUCAAAGAAGCACAGGAUUCUGUCAAUAAACUGACAGCAGAAAAGAAGAUUGAAACUAAGAAGACAAACCCCAACAGCCUAAAAGAGAGGCUGCGUCAGAAGGAAGCCAGCGUGACAGCAAGCUGAAUGGUUGAAGAGUUGCAUCCCUCCCACCAUGUGGCCAGCAAGUAUUCCAGUCUGCUUGUACUCUGGCAGCAACUCUGCUGGUCAUCUUCCUUCAUAGACUGCUAAGGGUUUGUGCAGUCUCCUUGUUGCCCAUCGAUAUCCAGCAUUACAAUUGUCUAAAAAGAGGCAAUAGAAUAUCCUUGAGCAAUGUGUACAAAGGGCUGGCACAUGAAACAAACAUGGAGGAACACAUCUGUACUGCCACAUUUAGCAAAACAGCUAGAUUUGGCUGCUGCUCUUCUUAUGCUAGUAAAGCAGGAUGAGGUCCUUUAUAUAUUAAGGAAUGUUUAAUGUUCAAUGCUCCUUUUAUGAUCAGUAAUUAUUGCUCCCAUCAUCUGGUGGGAAUGCUAUACAUCGGUGGUGGUUGAAGUGGCUCUCCACUGUCUAUGUAACACACUUUGAGUUUCUAGAAAAACACUUUAUAAAUGUAACAAUCUGUCUUCCACUCAGCGUCAGUAGAGUUCCACAUGAAACAAAGGUACUUGCAGCCUAUGACCUCUCGGAUAAUAAGUGGCAUUCCUAAUGUGUGUAUUUUUAUUUGGCCAGACUUGGGGUGAAGCCUACCAAGCAAAUAAUUGAGAGAGUUGAAUGUGUGAAAAGUGAUUUUGCCUGGCAUGCAUGCUGCUGUCUCUUUUAUCUGAUAUCUGCUAAAAUACCAUUGGUUAGAAGUCAGCUAAUGCUAAUUUGAUGAGUAAUCCACAAUUUAAAAUCUCAUACAUGUAUACGAGUAAUAUUAUUACAAUUGUGUCUUCUUCUUCUUUCGGCUGCUCCAAUUAGGGGUUGCCACAGCGGAUCAUCAUCUUCCAUAUUUUUCUGUC
Polypterus senegalus (gray bichir) is the source of this 5391-nucleotide messenger RNA. RefSeq names its product formin-like. Gene Ontology annotation, cellular component: nucleus; endoplasmic reticulum membrane; actin filament. Bases 575 to 4534 code for a protein of 1319 amino acids. The transcript has 17 exons. The record is from RefSeq and is a predicted model, not a curated record. Gene Ontology annotation, biological process: actin nucleation. NCBI's taxonomy places the organism in Eukaryota, Metazoa, Chordata, Cladistia, Polypteriformes, Polypteridae. Gene Ontology annotation, molecular function: microtubule binding.